ACCACAUCAACCACAACAACAAACUGGACCUCAAGGGUCCAAUCCAAUCCAAUUUACUUUCUUUCUCUCUCUCUCUCUAAUUCCACCUCUCUUAAAAAAGGUCCCAAUCACUGCCCAAGACCCAAAGGGCCAAUUACUGAUCGGGUUCAAAGCCCAAUUCCCUCUCUCCUCUGCUUUCUCUCUCUCCUCUCUCUGAGAAACCCUAGAUCUCGCGCACCUGCGAAGGAGAUGAAGAUCGAUCUUUGAGCCUCUGUUUGUAGCAACUGUUUCUGGGUCUUUCUCAGAAUCACUGAUUGUGCAAGUAAGAAGCCUUAAUUUUGACCCAAACCCUUGUUUCUGGAAGGUCUUCGCUUCUGAUUAUAAGAUGGCAACCCUUGCUGAGAACAACGAAUUCCCUAUUGAAAAUAAUGAACUGGCCCUUGCAGAAACACCGGAGCCAGAGAACAAUAUUGAAGAAGAAACGCCGCAGCCUAACAAACGGAGAAAAAAGAAGUCCGUAGUUUGGGAACACUUCACUAUAGAAAACGUGGGGGCCGGAUGCAGAAGGGCAUGCUGUAAGCAGUGUAAGCAAUCGUUCGCAUACAGUACUGGUUCAAAAGUAGCGGGUACGAGCCACCUCAAACGUCACAUCGCCAAGGGUUCUUGUCCAGUUGUCCUGCGGAACCAGGGGAACACUCCAAUGGCUCCGCACAGCGCACCAUCGAAGAUGAACGAAAUAUGGAGCGAUGUUAAUAAUACGCCGAAACGACGAUACAGAACCACGGGUUCGCCUUAUGUUGGGUUUGAUCCUGACCGUUGCCGCCACGAGAUAGCUAGGAUGAUCAUCAUGCACGACUACCCCCUGCACAUGGUUGAACACCCUGGAUUCGUCGCUUUCGUCCAGAAUCUUCAGCCGCGGUUUGAUAUGGUUAGUUUCAGUACGGUCCAAGGGGAUUGCGUGGCGACCUACUUAAGAGAAAAGCAAGGUCUUCAGAAGUUGAUUGAGGGAAUACCAGGACGAAUUUGCCUUACUUUAGAUUUGUGGAAUUCAAGUCAAACCACGGGUUACAUGUUUCUGACCGGGCACUUCAUUGAUACUGAUUGGAAGUUGCAUAGGAAGAUUCUCAACGUCGUGAUGGAACCGUAUCCUGAUUCAGAUUCUGCUUUUGGACAUGCUGUUUCCGCGUGCCUUUCGGAUUGGAGUAUGGAGGGGAAGUUAUUCUCUCUCACUAUAAAUCAACCUUUGAGCGAGGCUGGAAUUGGCAAUCUUAGGUCUUUACUCUCGCUAAAGAACUCUUUGAUGCUGAACGGUCAAUUAUUGGUCGGUAGUUGCCUUGCUCGUACUUUAAGCAGUAUAGCUGUAGAAGCGUUGAAAACGGCUCAUGAAACCGUUAGGAAGAUUAGGGACAGCGUGAAGUACGUGAAGACAUCUGAAUCCCAUGAGGACAAAUUCAACGAGCUGAAGCAACGGCUUCAAGUUCCUAGCAUGAAAACCCUAGCUCUCGAUGACCAAACAAGAUGGAAUACGUCGUAUGAGAUGUUGGUUUCCGCUUCUGAAUUGAAGGAAGUGUUCUCUUGCUUGGAUGCCUCUGAUUCGGGUUACAUAGAAGCCCCAUCUGCGGAGAUCUGGAAGCAAGUAGAGAUUCUAUGCACUUACUUGAAACUGCUCUUUGAUUCUGCGACCAUCCUAACGGGUCCCUCUAUCUCGACGACCAACGUUUUUUUCCACGAGGUGUGGAAGAUUCAACUGGAGCUAGCACGCGGGGUCCAGAGCGAUGAUCCCUUUAUAAGCAACCUUACUAAACCGAUGCAAGAGAAAUUCGACAAGUACUGGAAGGAUUGUUGUUUGGUUUUGGCCAUCGCGGUGGUCAUGGAUCCUAGGUUCAAAAUGAAGCUUGUGGAAUUUAGUUUCACGAAGAUCUACGGUGACGAUGCUUCAAACUAUGUGAGGCUUGUCGAUGAGGGAAUCCAUGAACUCUUUCACGAGUACCUGACCGUGUCGCUUCCUCUGCCACUGACCCCUACUUAUAUGGAAGAAGCAAACGGCGGGACUCCCAAGCAUGAGGAGGCCCAAGCAAGGACACUCCUCUCGCACGACGAGCUAGGGCUAACGGACUUCGACAUGUAUAUUAUGGAGACGACGAGCCAUCAGUCUAGAUCCGAGUUGGACCAAUAUCUGGAGGAGUCUCUGCUGCCUCGCGUCCACGAGUUUGACGUUUUGGGGUGGUGGAAGCUGAACAAGAACAAGUACCCGACUCUCUCGAAGAUGGCCAGGGAUAUCCUGACGAUCCCGGUGUGUACUCUGGGCCCCGACUCGAUCUUCGAUACGAUGAGAAAAGAGAUGGAUGGCUACCGGUGUUCUCUGCGACCGGAGACGGUGGAGGCUCUCAUUUGCGCCAAGGAUUGGCUCAUGUGCGAGCCGGCAGAGGUGUCGAACGCGCUUGUGAAAAUGGAAUUCCCAAUUUAGUAACUAGUAUCUUACUUUUCUUUCUUUCUAUCUCUCUUGCCAGGUUGUGUGUCCUUGCUUAUUGAUAAAUUGUAGGUUGAGACCCUUUUUUUUUCCCUUAGACUUGUAAAAUGAUUUUCCUUCUUUCUUCAUUCUUGGUACUAGAUGUUUGAGCAGUGAACAGGAGAAGUGACUACCGUUAUAUGUGACCGUUGGGGUGAUGCAUGGACAUUGAUUAGAGUUUGCUUCUCAUCUGUUAACAUUUUUUGAGUUGUUGCC
This is a messenger RNA of Rhododendron vialii, 2704 nucleotides long. RefSeq names its product zinc finger BED domain-containing protein DAYSLEEPER-like. Bases 365 to 2446 code for a protein of 693 amino acids. Gene Ontology annotation, molecular function: protein dimerization activity; DNA binding. Lineage: Eukaryota; Viridiplantae; Streptophyta; Magnoliopsida; Ericales; Ericaceae. The transcript has 2 exons. The record is from RefSeq and is a predicted model, not a curated record.